UGUUUUGAGCGCGCAUCUUGUUAGUGUCAGCACGACUGAUGCCUUUACUGAUUCUUUCGGGAAAAUCUUUGAAAAUGCGCAGCCACAAUAGUCGGAGCUUUUGGAAUUCCAAAGCGAUACAGAGAGGGAAGCAAACGCUCGGUAGCCCGACUGUGGUUAAGAGUGGCGUCUCUUUUCCUGAGCAGUGAGCAGCAGUUGGAGUUGGGAGCUCCUCGUGUGCGCGCUGACGACGCAGACGCAAAGCUCCUCUCCUCUUUUCUCCUCUCCUUUCCUCGCUGCAGUCUACUUGCAAAAAACUAGAUUGCUUUUAAAUCUCCUCCUCCAGCGACGCGGGCGAUGGGUGUAGUCAAGUUAAUGCCAUUUGGAAACGAGGAGUGGAGGAAAGUCAUCUUGUCUCGAGUGGGAUCUUUCCUUGCCGAUUCAUCCCAACUUGACGAUUAAGGCGCGCUCCUGAAUUCCAAUUACUGCAACUCGGACACCGAGAUGAACUAAUCGCAGCGCAACUCUUCUGGAAUACUCCGGACUGAACGAUGCAUUCCUGCUUCAAGAGGAUUUACUGUCUUGUGGCAUGUCUGCACCUUUGUUCAGGCUCUCGUCUUCGACAGGAAGACUCCCCUCCCCGCAUUGUGGAGCACCCCUCUGACCUGAUUGUGUCCAAGGGGGAACCGGCAACCCUCAACUGUAAGGCCGAGGGACGUCCGCCACCUACGGUAGAAUGGUACAAGGACGGCGAGCGCGUGGAAACGGACCGGGACCAUCCUCGCUCGCACCGCAUGCUCUUGCCGACCGGCUCUCUCUUCUUCCUGCGCAUCGUCCACGGACGACGGAGCAAGCCGGACGACGGCAGCUACGUGUGCGUGGCCCGCAACUACCUGGGCCAGGCGGUCAGUCACAACGCAUCGCUAGAGGUUGCCAUUUUACGCGAUGACUUCAGACAGAACCCUGUGGACGUUAUGGUUGCAGUCGGUGAGCCCGCGGUCCUGGAGUGCCAGCCGCCCCGAGGACAUCCUGAACCUACUAUUUCUUGGAGAAAAAAUGGUUUGAACUUGGACGACAGAGAGGAACGGAUUACAAUCCGCAGUGGCAAGCUGAUGAUCACCAACAGCAGGAAGAGCGACGCGGGGAAAUACAUUUGUGUUGGAACAAACAUGGUCGGCGAACGAGAGAGUGAAAUUGCCGAACUCACUGUACUUGAGCGCCCGACCUUCCUCAAGCGGCCCAGCAGUGUAGUGGUGUUGGCGGACGGGAGUGUGGAGUUCCACUGUGCGGUUCAAGGUGAUCCUGUUCCCACUGUCCGCUGGAGGAAAGACGAUUCUGAGCUGCCUAAGGGAAGAUUUGAAAUCCUUGAAGACCACACUUUGGUUGUACGCCAAGUGACCCCGUCAGAUGGGGGCUCCUAUACUUGUGUGGUGGAGAACAUGGUUGGGAAGUCUGAAGCAUCUGCCAUGCUUACUGUUCACGUGCCGCCCGCAUUUGCCUUACGGCCCAGGAACCAGGUGUCGGCAAUAGGCAGGACCGUCACCUUCCAGUGUGAGGCCACCGGUAACCCGCAGCCUGCUAUCUUCUGGCAGAGGGAGGGCAGUGAGAGUCUCUUGUUCUCUGCGCCGCAGCCCUUCAGCCGCGUGUCUGUCUCCCAGACGGGCAGUUUGACGAUUACUGAUGUUCAACAAACCGAUGGCGGCCUGUACAGCUGUCAGGCUCUCAACAUCGCUGGCAGCGUUAUUACCAAAGCGCUGCUGGAGGUUACCGACUCCGGCUCAGAAGUGCCUCCCCCUAUAAUUAGACAGGGCCCCGUCAAUCAGACUGUACCCGUGGACGGCACCGUGGUGUUGAAUUGCGAUCCGGCCGGCACGCCGCCUCCUUCCGUCCAUUGGAAGAAGGACGGUGCGGUCUUGUCACCGGUGGACACACGCUUGUCCGUCGCAGAGAGUGGCUCGCUUGAGAUUCGUUACACAAAGCUUGAGGAUACUGGUUUUUAUACUUGUGUAGCUUCCAGCCCCAACGGAGAGGCCUCCUGGACAGCAUAUUUGCAAGUGAAGGAGUUUGGGGUCGUUGUCCAGAACGGUCGACCUUUAGGCACCGACCUGACGCCUAGUGCUCCAUCCAAACCCGAGAUCACUGACAUCGGCACUACCUCUGUCACGCUCUCAUGGAAAUCCAGCCCCAAUGGAGGCGCCACACCUACAUCCUACCUAAUAGAAGCCUUCAGUCAUACUUUAGGGAGCAGAUGGGUGACCUUAGCCGAGCACGUGAAGAUGCCGACAUUUGUCCUGAGGAACUUGAAGCCUAGCACCGUCUACCUUUUUAUGAUCCGUGCGGUCAACGCGUACGGCCUCAGUGACCCCAGUACCAUCUCGGAUUCCGUCCGAACUCUCGACAGUGCUCAUACUGCUGAGGGAGCAGAUCCGCGUCACAUUCAGAGGGAAUUGGGUGAUGUGGUCAUCCACCUAAACACACCCACCAUUGUGUCAUCCUCUGCCGUCCGUGUAAACUGGAUUGUCGAGCAGCACUCAUUGUACAUCCAAGGCUACAAGCUGUUGUACAGGCCCUCGGCCGAACACGGCCAACCCGAGGGUCAGUGGAGCAUCCUGGAUGUACGUGCCCCACAUAAGGACGGAGUGGUGAUCGGUCAGCUCAAGAGAGGCGUCAUCUACGAAUUCAAAGUGCGGCCCUUUUUUGACGAAUUCCAGGGAGCCGACAGUGACGUGAAGGUCAUCAGAACAUUGGAAGAAGCACCGAGGCAAGCACCCCGGGAGGUUACGGUUACAAAGAGCGACACCAAUAGCACUGCAAUCCUCGUCUCGUGGAAAGCGCCUACGGUCCUAGAGGAGGCUACCGUCAUUCAGGAAUACAAGAUCUGGUGCCUGGCAAAUGAGAGUCGCUAUCACGUGAACCAGUCCGUGGACGGCUAUACUUUUUCGGUUCUAGUUCCGGGGCUCGCGCCCGGGAUUCGCUACAGUGUGGAGGUGGCGGCGAGCAAUGCUGCCGGACCCGGGGUCAAGAGCAAGGUCAAGUUCUUUGAGUUAGACUCAGCCGGUCAGAUGAUGAAUCUGAGUGAGGGAAAGGACACAUUGACACACAUUUCUGACGUGGUGAAGCAGCCGGCAUUUAUUGCGGGCAUUGGCGCCACCUGCUGGUGCGUCCUCAUGAUUUUCAGCGUGUGGCUUUACCGUCACCGCAAGAAGAGGAGAGGUCUCAGCAGUUCAUACACCGGCAUUCGAAAAGUGCCAUCUUUUACCUUUACACCAACAGUUGCGUAUCAGAGAGGAGAAUCUGUGUGUGGGGCUGGCAGAUCCGGCCUUCUCGGCAUGGGAGAACCUCUGAACCAGCUGUGGCUGCCAGAUAAUUGGCCAAAUGCAUGUGCCAAUCAUAAGGACUGCAGCAUCAACUGCUGUAAUAAUGGCAACGGCACCACUGACAGUAACAUGACAACGUACAGCCGACCAGCCGACUGCAUCGCUAACUACGGAAAGCACCCGGAGGACAAACGCGGGGGCCAGCUCUGCUCGGAGACCCCUAUUUAUACAGAUGUGAACAUUGGCGACAAGCUCCACGAGAUCAAAACAUUCAGCAAUUCCAACUUGGGCUACGCAAGUCCAGGAGGAGAUUCAUCCGAUCCGUACGAACCCAUCCCCUACGCGACCACCCAACUCAUUCAGGCCAGUAUUAAAAACAAGGCUCAUACGUUGGAGACUAUGGAAAUGCCUUGCUGGAAUCAGCCUCCGAACCCUCCUCCGCUACCGAAAGAGAUGGCCACGCAGAUGCAGUACAAUAUCAUAGAGCGAAACAUUCUCAAUAAAGAUGUUCCACAAGGAAAUGAAGGUUUAGUCCAUCACAAAAUCUUCCCAGAACACAAUAUAGGAGGCUCAGACAGGGGUAGCAACAGCAGCUCAGGUAGUCAAAAUCAAAAGAAAGGACCACGGGCCAUCAAGACUCCAAAGCAUACUGCCGUUAGUUGGGGAGAUGCUCUUUCUCCUCCUCAUGCUAUUGCCUGGAAUGGUGAUGAGUACAGCCUCCCCAUGGACAAGAGUUUUGAUCCAGACAACCGAACAGAAGGCUGUCCAACUCCUCCAAUUAGAUCUCCCCCAGACUUGUCUUCUAGUCACCAAACGACCACUCAUCCACAGGGAAUGAUGAACAAGGCGGUGCAGAAUGGAAUCAGCUCCGCUCCCCUUUACACGGACACUGAUGAACAAGAAGAUGAGGAAAUGGCGCAUCAUGAAAACCUCUACCACCUGCACAAGCAACACUCCCCGCACAAGCUGCUUCUCCACAGGCUGGAACGGACCCCCGCCUCUAGUACGGCCUCCGUGGUCAACAGCUGGGGCUCGGCGUCUGAGGAGAACUUGUCGUCGGGCAGGUCCAGCGUUAUCAGCACCUCGGAAGGAUCUUUCUUUACCGACGGAGAUUUCGGUCAGGCGGAAGGCUCGCGUAUGUGCAGAGACGCGGAAGACUCCGGUCACGGACAUGUGCGACCCAGCAGUCCCAUGUCCACAGACAGCAACAUGAGUCCUGCCAUAAUGCAGAAAAGGCCCAGAAGGUACAAGCAGAACCAGUGUGGGCAAAUAAACUGUCAUCCCAAAGAUGCCUUCAAUGAUGACUCGUUCACGCCGCUCAACUUCCCUAGUCACGUGCCCCACAGUGACUCGAGAGUCAGGGGGGCCACUUUACCCAGAAUGGGUUCCGGAGAAGCCCGAGGACGGAGAGGUAGCACCGGGACUCAGCGGGUCAGAGAAGCUCCGCUAGAAGAUGGCGAGAGCCGGGACAUACGCAAGAUUUUACCGAGAGGGAAAAAGGGAGAUGGCAGAAGCAGAGAGCACUCAGAAUGUUGGGAUAUCCGACUGUCUAGUCAACUCUCUAUCCCAUCAGAUCCAGCUGGAAGGGAGGCUGAUGACCCCGAUGGAUCCAGCUUUAUACCUUGUGUAAACUCCAGGAUCAAACACAGAGGACAGAUGGAGUCUGCGGGAGUAGACGAGUUGCUGAGAAGUUGAGAAUCCCUGAGAUGAGACCGUAGACAUCCGCUUCACCGAAGGCCUUGGCUGACGGGACGACUCAAAGACUGCACAACAAAUGCUCUUUUUCUAUCUCACAUUUCUCACUCGCCUCAUGUCGUUUUAAUGCUAGUGCUUAUCUCUGUGGAUUCGAUUGUCUGCCACGGGCCUGGAAAAAAAAAAAAGAAGGGCCAGCCACUUGUGUACUGCACACGAUGGGCCUUUCAUGUUUGUUUUCAAAUGCUUGUGUCAUUUCCAGACAUAUUGUAAAUUGUUUACUGCCACAAAAGUGCUUCAAAUUGAAAUUGUAUGUGACAGUGUUAAUGUUUUAUAAGUAAUGUACAUCUUGUCCUUGUAUGGUUUGUUCUACUUUGGUUAGAAAAGCACAAUCACUUAUUUUUAUGAUUAUAAUUGUAGACGUUUUGUGGAAUGGUGUAAAUCAUUGGAUGAUUUGAGAAAAUGAAUGUUGAUGUCAACGGUGCAUCCACUUCAAGCUGCUUUCAUUCACAAGUCAGAUCUGUUUUUUGUAUUUUUUGCAUGCGCGUUCUCCUGGCGGAGGGAUUGUACUUUGAAAUAUUGACUUCAUCCUGAGAAAAUUUCUUUGUUCAUCUGUUUACCUCCUCACCUGACCUUGGCCAUACAUUGUUCAUAUUAAAUCCGCUGCCUCCAUUUUCGUAUUCAUCUCAUAAGGACCAAAAUGGGUCUGUGCAACAGUUUGCCGGUAAAUGGAUUCAAUCUCAUUAUCUUGGAAAAUCAGAAGGGUUACCCUCAGUACAUGAUACAAUCACUGUACUCCGUGGCAGUAAUGCAGCACUAAUUGAAAGUGCAUCUUAAAAUUCAUUUACGUGGAGAACAAUAUUUGCCAAAAGCAGAGGUGGGUACAAACUUUGAGUAAGAAUAGUGUUACUUCAAAAUAAUAUUACUGAACUAAAAGUAGUCAUCCAAAACUCAAGUAUUCGGUGAAAAGAGGUCUGUACAUCUGAUUGGUUUCACAGAGUCAUGUGACGAUGUCUCAUUGGUGAAACUGGUAAUGUGCUGGCAAAAAAAAUAAAGUCAAAUCUAAAAAUGAGAAUGAAGAUGUACGCACUGUAGUUUCGCCCAAAGUGGCGUAGUAAGAGUAGUGUUUCUUUUUGGCUAAUCUACUCAGGUAAAAGUAAAAAGUAUGGUGUUGUACAACUAUUCUUAAAGGUACAUUUUUUUCUCAAAAAUACCCCUUUCCCACGGGACAAAAAACCCGUGUCAACCCACUAACAAUCGGCUUUUGGUGGCAGUGGGAAAGGUGCCUCGACCCGUGUCAAUCAACCCGCCAAGCGACCCGCGUUAAAAUCACCUCGGCUCUGGUUGUCAUGCAGUGUGAAAGCAAAACCCCGGGUCAACAGUCAACACCCUAAUCCUUGAACUGAAUGAAUUCGGUCGCAUUUGUUGACGCUCAUUUUAGCGUGGUGACGUCACGUAACCUUGCGCACGGCUGAGGAGGGGUGGGCGGUAAGACAGGUGAAAAAAAAAGACACGGCUUUUUUUUUUGUCAAUGGGAAAGGUGCCAAAUGCCAAUUGCUAGUGGGUUGCAUCGGCUUGGAAAAAACGCGCGUUGACACACUAGUUUCAGUGGGAAACGGGCAAUAGUUACGUAACUGAGUAAAUAUUACACAUUACUACUCACCUCUGGCCAAAAGACAUUUUGACAAAAAAAUAGGUGAUAUCUUUAAAUUAAGAUGGGAUUAGCCACAAAAAAAUGACUGUCUAAUCAACAAAACCUAUUAUGCAUACAGGUAGUCCUUGGGUUACGACUGACGACGUACCCGACUUACGUGAUUUCGACUUUACAGCACCGGAGUAUCGUCCGCCAUUUUGUAUACAGUUUUUCUUUUUUUUAAAUAAUGUUGACUUCUUUUGUGAUGUGUUUGUGUUUUAAUUUGGUGCAGGAAGCGUACAGCAGGUAGUACUUCAACCAGUGUUGUUAGUCUUCAUUUUAAAAAAUUAAUUACGGUUACAAAUGACUUUUCCCAAAAAGUUAUUUAGUAACUCAGUUACCUGAAUGUAAGCGUAAUUAGUUACUUGGCAAAGUAACUGGUGUUACCGUUCAUGUUUUUUUUUCCAUUAAAAAAAAAAUAUAUAUAUAUAUAUAGUAACCUUUGCUUUUUUUGGAAUUCAUUUAAUGUGAAUCAAUCGGUAAAGUUGUUCAAAUUGCUCCCGUUAUUGCAUUAGUUCCCUUCUGUAAACUUUCGAUAUGUGAAAGUUUUAAAACUGUUUCAUCAGUGUUCGAUUCAAGUCAAGAUUUUGGAGUAUUUUAGAUAAAAAGUUACUUAGGUUUGCUGGGAAUGUUUUCUACAACUAAGCCUUCCUGAGAAGUCUUCUGCUUUAUGGGGCUCAGUGGUAAAGUAGUUGUCCCCCAACCCAGAGGUUGUGGGUUCGAUUCUCUGCCCUGAUGAACUCGCCUGAGUAUCCUUGAGCAAGAUACUGAACCCACAUUGCUCCUGGUGCUGCGUCACCAGUUGGUACAGUAGAUAGCGAUGUAGUGUAAAGUGCUUUGAGUGCCUUGAAAAGUGGAAAAGCACUAUACAAGUAUAACACCAUUUAAGAUGGCGGCUGUUUACGAACGCCGGCGAGUCUAUCAUUUCACAUCUAGUUCUCUAUACACGUGCUAACACUGCCGUGCCUGUCAUUUCGCAUCUAGUUCUAUAUGUAUGUGAUAUCUACGUAGCAUCAUGUGAGCUUAGUUUGGAGGCUAUUGGCUACAGUCAGGUAUUAUUGGAGCCACCUAGCCUAGCAUCGCGUUUGCAACGGCGACACAGUGGCCUUCCUCCUUUCCCACCACUCUUCUCUCUCUGUGUCUCUCCGACUUUUCUCGCGUCAUUCAACCAAGGUAGUAACGCAUAGUAACGCACGACUUUGCAUCCUCAGUAACAACGGCAUUGCCAAGAUGAGAAAAGUAAUUCAUUAGAUUACUCACUACUGAAAAAAAUAACAGUGUUAGUAUACGCCGUGAUACUCUAACACAGUUAUUAACGUUGACUUCGACACACGAGUAAGAGCGCAUGUACACAAGAACGUAUUUGCGCACACGAUGAAGAGCACAUUUGGUCCCACGAAGAAGUUGCGCAGCCGAGAGAGAGAAGAUUACCGCUGCAAGCCUGCGCGCACAUUUGUUGCUUGUGAAGUAUCCAUAGAGGCAACACCUGUAUAUAAAACUUUUUGUACUGUUUAUUGUGCGUUUUCAAUUGUGGUGGAAUACUCGGGGCGAGUUUGUGUUUUUGAUGAUGUGCGGACGCUAACUGAUACACGCUAAUUGUUUGUGUGGAUUGUUUUUGCUGUAUCAGCAGCUAUUUAUAAAUGCAAAUUUGGAUUGCUGUUAUUGAAGAAGAAUCUGAUUUAAUGACAUUUUUAUUUUAAUUUCAUUCUGCAAGUGUUGAUGUCAUGAGCAGCUAAAUAUAGUCAGCAAACCACACGAUGUCUGACAUCGUCAUUUUGGAGCUUAGCUCGUUGUCUAGCUAGGCCCUAGCUCCAACGUCUUGGCGAGGACAUUAGAAUGAUGUAUGAAUGCAUGUUUUUUGGAUAGUUAUUAUGAGAUUUAGGGGGUAUUCGAGGUGCUUAAAGGGUUAAAUCCCACUUACACAGAAAUUUGGGUAAUGUCGCCAGCGCAGGAACUGAACUCGUUCAUAACCCGAGGACUACCUGUUUUUCAAUUUUAAUAAAUGUCAAUAGAGUCUAUCACGUUAUUUUUCUCUGCUAUGGUUAUUUUCACAAAUUUACAUUUUUGACUCUAAAGCCAGUUGAAGCAAAAUUGAGAUUGUGUACCGUAUUUUGCGCACUUUAAGUCAAACCUUCGAUGAAUUACCUAUUUUAAAACUUUCACCACAUUAUAAGGCACAGUAGUAGUGCUGUGAUUAUCCAACAUUGAUCUAAUUUUGAGGAAACGGAAGACUUUUAGGUGCGCCUUCUAGUACGGAAAAUACAGUAAAUGUUCUGUUUGUUGUUGUUGUUUCAUUUUCCCAUUUUGCUGCUGAUGCUAGUGAAAGAUGCGCAAACUGGGCUUGUCUUUUCAAGAACAUGAAUGUACUCACCCAGCCUAUUCUCUGGGAUUUCUGUAUUUUGACAGCGAUGUAGCCGAGGCUUAAGGUCAACUCGUUAUACGACUUGUUAUUUUUAUCGAGCUCCAACAGAGAUGUAUGUGGGGUCGCGGGUCGUAUGGAUGAUUUUGUUUAUCGAAAAGCGCUCUGCCAAUUAGCAAGCAUCGCUCCUGACUGCUAAUCAGUGCUUGCUUGCUUGCAUCAACGACUCACUUGUCUGCACUCAUUUCGUACUUUUGUAAUCUUGCUUAACCAUUCAUGUGCAAAAUAUUCAAUUCGUUACAUUUAUUUCAUGCUUCAUCCCACAGGUUUGUGAAUAGUAAACAGAAGAUUCAAUCUUUCUGGCCAAUUGUAUUCAUUUAGUUGGAGGGGGGGGAUGUAAUU
Messenger RNA from Corythoichthys intestinalis (scribbled pipefish), 9442 nucleotides. RefSeq names its product roundabout homolog 1-like. Gene Ontology annotation, biological process: cell-cell adhesion. NCBI's taxonomy places the organism in Eukaryota, Metazoa, Chordata, Actinopteri, Syngnathiformes, Syngnathidae. The record is from RefSeq and is a predicted model, not a curated record. Gene Ontology annotation, molecular function: protein binding. Bases 531 to 4991 code for a protein of 1486 amino acids. The transcript has 29 exons.